Messenger RNA from Ectocarpus sp. CCAP 1310/34, 1685 nucleotides. Lineage: Eukaryota; Phaeophyceae; Ectocarpales; Ectocarpaceae. The record is from the annotation of a GenBank genome assembly.
GCUGCUACUGCUGUGUGACCCCGAACACAAAAACACGUAUACGCACACAACCACAACCUUGCUUCCGCAAUGCCUCGGUCGUGCGUAGCACUUGGCGUGGCCAUGACGGCUGCCGCUUCGGUGGGGUCGGUCUCUGCAUUUACCGCGCCGCUUUCGAGUCAGCUGUCGCACCGUCAUCACCAGCAGGAGAGCUCGCUGCGCAUGAUGAGCUCAGAAGGGGGAAAUGCAGCUGCUGCUCCUCAAGGAGACGGGCCGGUAAGCCGCCGACAGUGCCUCGCUUCCGCCAUGUCGGCGGCCGGACUCGUGGCCGGGGCGGCGGCGGCGGGGGCGCGCGAGGCGCCGAAGCCUCCUCCCCGAGCCCGCUUGCCGGAGGGGGACACUCAGGGGUCCGACUACAUGGAACUGGGCGGUGGGAGCAAGAGCUUCGCGAAGCCGCGCAUCCGCUACCCAGAUUUCAGAGAUCUCGAGAACGGCCUCCAGUUCAAGGACGCCAAGGUCGGCACGGGGAGGGCUGUCACGGAUGGGGACAGGGUUGUCUUCGACUGGGAAGGGUACACUAUCGGGUACAACGGAAACCUGUUCGAGAGUAAUAGGGGGCCGAAGGGGGGGGACUUCGACAAGGACAAGGACUCGUCCCGUUUCGUGGUGGGCAGCGGUACUAUCAUCCCUGGGCUGGAGGAGGGCAUCAAGGGAAUGCAAGCCGGGGGCGUGCGGCAGAUUGUGGUGCCGCCUGAGCUCGGAUACCCCGAGGGCGACCGGAAGCACGACAGGGUGGGGCCGAAGCCGUCCACCUUUUCGGGCACCCGCGCGCUGGACUUCGUACUCAGCAACCCGGGGUACAUCGACAAGACGCUGCUCUUCACCGUCAAGGUUGUUCGUGUGGACAAGCCGGGAGACAGGACUUCCCGCUCCGGAAAGUAGCGGAAUGCGUUGGUCUUCUUCGUGUUCUGGGCGGGUGGGUUUGGUAGUUGUGUGUGCCCGAGAUAGAAGGUUUGAUGUACGGGGGCGGCCGGUUUUGGUAGACGGCAAGCGAUGUUUUUUACAUUUGUUUUUUUAUUUUUGUGGCAUGUUUCGUUCCGUUGGAUUGCGAUAGCAAAAGGAUGUCGGGCCAGAUCACGCAAGGCACAUCGUAUGAAAUCGAUCUUGCCGACUGGCUCCAUUGACACGUUUUUUUUUUUGUGUAAUUAGACGGGGACGAGCGCAUCACGUUUCGUGCCACGUACGUGCUGGCUUCGGGGGUGGGCAUGACUGCUGUGGCGCGAACGCUCAUUGUGAGCUUGUUGGCGGCGUGGUGUUCGUGACAAGUGGAGGUCACCGUUGAUCCGCCACCGUUAAGGGGUCUCUGGUUUUGUAGCGCUCCAGGACUUACAACUACAGGUCAGGUGCCCUGAGAUUGCUUUUGCAGUAGCAGUGUUAGUUACGGCCUGAAGUAAGAGUGUGAGUGGUAAGAGGGGGUGCGCGGUCGCUUGGUCACCGCACUCACUUGACGUCGACCGGGGAGAAGCUCGGCCGAGGACGAUCCUUGACAUUGAGAAAAGAAAGUCUUGCUUCGAAGCGAGAAACACGGUGCUGGUUUCUCGCCCGUGUCGGAUGGGGUGAAACAUUAGUACAGGAUGCGGGUUUGUUUACGGCAUCAGCACUCACGAUAGAGGUAUGUAUCACAACAUAAUUUUUCAGGCAAAUGG